AUGUCUCUACUCACCCUCCCAACCGAACUCCUCUCCCGCAUCGCAAUCCACCUCCUCCCAUCCCCACAAGACCUGAACUCUCUCGCCAAAGCAUCCAAACUCCUCUACACAAUCACCAACCCAAUCCUCUACAACCACCAAAUCGCCCACCAAAACAGCACAGCCCUAAUAUGGGCCUCCAAGCACGGCAAACCAGCCCCCUGCACCCGCCUCCUGCACCAAGGCGCAAACCCCAACACCCAAGAUGCCCAGAGCAGAACGCCGCUUUCAUGGGCCGCGGCAAACGGCCACAGAGAGCUCGUUUCAAUCCUCCUCUCCUCGGACAAAAUAGAUCCGAAUAUGCCGGACGCGCAUCUCCAAACACCGCUCGUCUGGGCAGCAGGACACGGCCUGUAUUCGCCGUUCAGGGCGUGGAAGUCGCCUAGCCCACCAGGCGCGGAUGCGGAUGGGGAUACCGUGCAUCCAAAUACAAAGGCAGCAGAGUACCUCGCCAUCGUGAAACUGCUCCUCUCCACAAGAGCCAUCCAGCCCGACCGCCGCACCCAGCGCGGCGAAACACCCCUUGCGCUUGCCGCAGCGGCCGGCGCAGAAGAUAUAGUCGAGGAGCUCCUUGGCACUGGAAAAGUAAAUGCAAACAGCAGCGAUAAAUUCGGGCAGAGCGCGCUCAUGGCGGCAGCUAGAAGCGGACAUGUGCGGAUCGUCACGCGCCUUCUGGACGAAGGCGUGGACCCGGACGCGCGAUCGAGCAGCGGGGAUAGUGCGCUCCUAGCUGCGGCGCGGAACGGACAUGCAGCCGUCGUGAAAGUUCUUCUUGCACUUCGCACCGUGGACCCAGAGCAUGAGCCCUCUUUCGGAGACCGGGCGUUGGUGGAGGCUGUUGGGGCUGGGCAUGAGGAUGUGGUGAGACUGCUUUUGUCUAGCGGGAGGGUUGAUCCGGGCUUGUCGAGUAAACGGGGGGUUACGGGUCUUGGGAGGGCUGCGCAGCGGGGGCGGACGUCGAUUAUGCGUUUGUUGCUUGAGAGGGGGGUUGAGGCUGAUGGGGCGGACGGGGAGGGGAGGACGCCGGUUAUGAUUGCUGCUGAGAGGGGGCAUGUCGAGGUCGUUAGGCUUUUGCUUUCGACGGGGAGGGUGCGGGCUGAUUUUGAUUUGGCGGAGCUUCAGAGGGGUAGGGAGUCUUUUUUUGCACGGGAGUUGAAUGGGGAUGUGGUUAGGGUGCUGGAUGAGUAUAAGAGGCGUCGGGGUGGCUCGUUGGAUUCCUAG
Molecule: messenger RNA, 1260 nt
Organism: Aspergillus mulundensis
Lineage: Eukaryota; Fungi; Ascomycota; Eurotiomycetes; Eurotiales; Aspergillaceae
Product: ankyrin repeat domain-containing protein
Exons: 1
Coding region: 1-1260 (419 amino acids)
Molecular function (GO): protein binding
Source: RefSeq, a predicted model, not a curated record